Molecule: messenger RNA, 366 nt
Organism: Haemonchus placei
Lineage: Eukaryota; Metazoa; Nematoda; Chromadorea; Rhabditida; Trichostrongylidae
Source: the annotation of a GenBank genome assembly
CGCAGUCCAGCAACUACAAUUCCAUCGAGUCCACAGUACCCGAACCCUAAUAGUUAUGGAUUCCCUAAUAGCCACGGAAGUAGUGGGAACAUUACGAUGUCACCACAAUGCAUGAUGCCCAUGACACCUCCGGCUCAUAAAAGUCCAGCUUUCCAUCAACAGUCGGUAGUCCAGUCACCUCAGCAACAUCAAGCCGUUGCAUCUCCUCUUUCAUCGGGACAACAUCAUCAAAUGUUGAACCAAAGGGCCCAAGUACCGUCGGCAUUGUCAUGCCCACAGCCAGUCAAUCAUCACUCAAAUAUCAGUUUUGAUCAGGUGAGUCGCUUUUUCGGUGUGAAUCACACUGAUUUGAGGACAAACACUUAA